Vitis riparia (riverbank grape) is the source of this 1922-nucleotide messenger RNA. Its product is annotated as T-complex protein 1 subunit delta. The record is from RefSeq and is a predicted model, not a curated record. NCBI's taxonomy places the organism in Eukaryota, Viridiplantae, Streptophyta, Magnoliopsida, Vitales, Vitaceae. Gene Ontology annotation, cellular component: chaperonin-containing T-complex. The transcript has a single exon. The coding region runs from base 134 to 1735 and encodes 533 amino acids. Gene Ontology annotation, biological process: protein folding. Gene Ontology annotation, molecular function: ATP-dependent protein folding chaperone; ATP hydrolysis activity; ATP binding.
GCCUCUUUUCAUUUUCAAGCCCCUAAAACAAACUGUUUCUAGGGUUUUACAUACACCCAGCUUUGCUCUUAAAUUUACACUUCCACCCACCUAGGGUUAGGGUUAAGGUUUUGAGCUUCAAUCUCCUUUAUCCAUGGCGGCUCCCGUGGCUCCUCUGGCGCGCUCCUCCAAGACCGAGAGCUACGUUGACAACAAGCGCAAAGAUGACAUCCGCCAAGCCAACAUCGUCGCGGCACGAGCUGUGGCUGAUGCCGUCCGCACCAGCUUGGGCCCCAAGGGCAUGGACAAGAUGAUUUCCACCGCCAGCGGCGAGGUUAUCAUUACCAACGACGGCGCCACCAUUCUCAACAAGAUGGAGGUGCUCCAGCCGGCGGCAAAGAUGCUUGUGGAGCUCUCUAAGUCUCAGGAUAUUGUUGCUGGCGAUGGCACUACCACCGUGGUUGUCAUCGCCGGCGCUCUACUGAAGCAGUGCCUCUCGCUUCUUUCGCACGGCAUUCACCCAACAAUCAUCUCAGAUUCGCUCCACAAGGCGUCGAUCAAGGCCGUGGAUGUCCUCACUGCCAUGGCCGUUCCGGUGGAACUCUCCGACCGCGAAUCAUUGAUUAAAUCCGCCAGCACUUCGCUUAACAGCAAGGUUGUGAGCCAGUACUCGACGCUGCUCGCUCCGCUUGCCGUUGAUGCAGUGCUCUCCGUCGUCGACCCGGCGAAGCCCGACCUCGUGGAUCUCCGCGACGUCAAGAUCGUGAAAAAGCUGGGAGGUACUGUGGACGACACCGAGUUGGUCAAGGGCUUGGUUUUCGACAAGAAGGUGAGUCACACAGCUGGCGGGCCUACCCGGGUGGAGAACGCUAAGAUUGCAGUGAUUCAGUUCCAGAUUUCGCCUCCAAAGACUGAUAUUGAGCAGAGUAUUGUAGUUUCCGAUUAUACCCAAAUGGACCGGAUAUUGAAAGAAGAGAGAAAUUAUAUUCUAGGUAUGAUUAAGAAGAUUAAGGCCACUGGCUGUAACGUUCUGCUGAUUCAGAAGAGUAUAUUGAGAGAUGCAGUGACGGAUCUCUCGUUGCAUUAUCUUGCUAAAGCAAAGAUUUUGGUGAUAAAGGAUGUGGAGCGUGAUGAAAUUGAGUUCAUUACAAAGACUCUGAAUUGUUUGCCAAUUGCAAAUAUUGAGCAUUUCAGGGCAGAGAAGUUGGGUUUUGCGGAUUGUGUUGAGGAGGUUUCACUUGGAGAUGGGAAGAUUGUGAAAAUCACUGGCAUUAAGGAUAUGGGUCGGACCACGACUGUGCUUGUUCGUGGGUCGAAUAUGUUGGUUCUAGAUGAGGCAGAACGGAGUUUGCACGAUGCUUUGUGUGUUGUUAGGUGUUUGGUGAACAAGAGGUUUUUGAUUGCUGGUGGUGGUGCUCCAGAGAUUGAGCUAUCGAGGCAGCUUGGUGCUUGGGCAAAGGUGUUGCAGGGAAUGGAGAGCUACUGUGUCCGGUCAUUUGCAGAGGCUCUUGAAGUUAUUCCUUAUACCUUGGCUGAGAACGCAGGCUUGAACCCAAUAUCUAUUGUGACCGAGCUUAGGAACCGUCAUGCUCAAGGGGAGAUCAAUGCCGGAAUCAAUGUGAGGAAGGGACAGAUUACAAACAUCUUGGAGGAGAAUGUGGUGCAGCCACUGCUGGUGAGCACAAGUGCUAUCACUCUGGCAACAGAGUGUGUGCGGAUGAUUUUGAAGAUCGAUGAUAUUGUUACAGUGAGGUAGUUUGAUCAGGACACGGCAAUAUUGACAAUAUUGGACAAUGAAAAACUGCUCUUGUUAUCAUUUAGGCUCUGUGUGCUUUCAAAUAGUGUUUUUAAAUUAAUGGUCUUGGUGUUUUGGGAUUGAUCAUGGUUAAAGAAUUUUGACAUUGCUGCUUUUGUUAUUCAUAUCUGCUUUGAAUUUGGUUAAA